AUGGAGAAGGCUCUCGCUCACUACAGAGGGAUCUACGGCAGCCAAGCGAACGAGAGCUACACGUUUCUUCGCGCCUGGAAUGACCUCAAAAACCCGGGGAAUUACAUCUCGCUGCCCAGACAGGCCAAUUAUUUUUGCGGUGCACGACUUCAUCACUGGAAUUUCGUGGUUGGGAAGGUGGAAAUCGGCAGUGGCAGUCACGAAGAGAAGCGAGAAGCCUUUCGAUUGGCGACGGUCAGUGCGCUGGAUUUCCUACUGAGUAUUGGGCGAGGGGGGCGGCGUCCGACUCGAGAUGCGAAACCCAAGCGCAAAGGAGCUCAAGCCGCGAAUCGACUGUGA
This is a messenger RNA of Phytophthora infestans T30-4, 339 nucleotides long. RefSeq lists its product as uncharacterized. Lineage: Eukaryota; Oomycota; Peronosporomycetes; Peronosporales; Peronosporaceae. The transcript has 2 exons. The record is from RefSeq and is a predicted model, not a curated record. The coding region runs from base 1 to 339 and encodes 112 amino acids.